AGGUAACCGUUGAAACUCAUUCGUACUCAGAGACCGUUCUCAGACCGAACAGUCCGGAGUUGAGUUUCAGAGCCGCUCGAGCUGUUGUGCGGACUCGACAUUCCAUCGCUACUGGGACUUCAAGCAGUCAACCCCGUUUUUGUGCACGUACACACACACCCAUCCAAUCUCAACCAAUCAACACACGCCACUACUACUACUACUACUAUCCGUCAUACAUUUCAAAAAAUAAGAAAAUAUAUAUUUUUUACAUUCACAUCGAUUUAAUUUCCUUAACCAACCGCAAACAUGUCCGACGAUGAGGAACAAUACUCCAGCGAGGAGGAGGUCGAGGAAGUGUAAGCAGCCGGAGAAGAAGAUCGAGGGUAGGGCGUCCCAAAAGGACUCCGCGGAGAAUCCUGAGUUUAUGAAGAGACAAGAACAGAAGAGAAGUGAUCUAGAUGAACAACUUAAGGAAUACAUCGCGGAAUGGAGAAAACAAAGAGCCAAGGAAGAAGAGGAGCUCAAACGACUCAAGGAAAAACAAGCUAAGCGCAAGAUCACUCGCGCAGAUGAAGAAAAAAGAUUGGCUCAGAAGAAGAAGGAAGAGGAGGAACGUCGUCAACGUGAAAUCGAGGAAAAGAAACAACGCGACAUAGAAGAAAAGAGACGACGCCUCGAGGAGUCUGAAAAGAAACGUCAGGCUAUGAUGCAAGCAAUGAAAGAUCAAGCAAGCAAGAAAGGACCUAACUUUACCAUUACCAAAAAGGACCUCGGGGGUAAUCUUUCAUCCGCCCAAUUGGAACGUAACAAGACGAAGGAACAACUUGAAGAAGAGAAAAAGAUAUCUCUGAGUAUUCGUAUAAAACCAUUAGAAAUUGAGGGUCUGUCAAUCGAUAAAUUACGUUUCAAGGCCACCGAAUUAUGGGAAUCUAUCGUUAAAUUAGAAACCGAGAAGUACGAUCUUGAGGAGAGACAAAAACGUCAGGAUUACGAUCUUAAAGAGUUGAAGGAACGUCAGAAACAACAGUUGAGGCACAAGGCUCUGAAGAAAGGACUCGAUCCUGAAGCUCUCACUGGCAAAUAUCCUCCGAAGAUCCAAGUUGCAUCGAAAUACGAACGUCGUGUUGAUACCAGGUCCUACGAUGACAAAAAGAAAUUAUUCGAGGGUGGUCUGACCGAACAGCAAAAGGAAAUCAUGGAAAAACAAUGGGCCCAACAAAAAGAACAGUUCCUUGGUCGUCAAAAGACGAAAUUGCCGAAAUGGUUCGGCGAGAGGCCCGGAAAGAAAGCUGGCGAUCCAGAAUCACCUGAAGGCGAGGAAGACGUUAAAGCUGCAGCCGAUGAUGACCUGGAGGAACCACAAUUCGAUGAAGAAGAAGAAGAAGAGGAGGAGGAGGAAGGUGAGGAGAAGGAAGAAGGUGAGGAAGAGGAAGAGGAAGAGGAGGAAGAGGAGGAAGAAGAAGAGGAAGAAGAGGAGGAGGAAGAGGAAGAAGAAUAA
Messenger RNA from Polistes dominula (European paper wasp), 1480 nucleotides. It is a transcript of the gene TpnT, whose product is annotated as troponin T, skeletal muscle. The record is from RefSeq and is a predicted model, not a curated record. Gene Ontology annotation, molecular function: tropomyosin binding. NCBI's taxonomy places the organism in Eukaryota, Metazoa, Arthropoda, Insecta, Hymenoptera, Vespidae. Gene Ontology annotation, biological process: muscle contraction; sarcomere organization; regulation of muscle contraction. Gene Ontology annotation, cellular component: troponin complex.